GUCCACCAUGAAUAAAUACAGCAGGCAACGCCAGAUUGGUGAAGGAGCCUUUGGGAAAGCGGUGCUGGUGAAGAAGAAAGACUCUGCCAAACAAUAUGUUAUCAAGGAAAUAAACAUCAUGAAGAUGUCACCCAAAGAGAGAGAUGAAGCUAGAAAAGAGGUUGCUGUGCUUGCUCAGCUGAAGCACAGAAACAUUGUGGCAUAUGUGGAAUCAUUUGAAGAAAAGGGAACUUUGUACAUUGUCAUGAACUAUUGUGCUGGAGGUGAUUUAAACGGAAAAAUAAAUGAAAGAAGAGGUCAGCUGUUCUCUGAGGACCAGAUUCUAGAUUGGUUUGUUCAGUUGUGUCUGGCUAUCAAACACAUUCAUGACAGGAAGAUACUUCACAGGGACAUCAAGUCACAGAACAUCUUCCUUACCAACACUGGCACUGUGCAGCUUGGGGACUUUGGUAUAGCAAAAGUUUUAAACUCGACUGCUCAGCUUGCCCACACCUGCAUUGGUACACCUUAUUAUUUAUCUCCUGAAAUUGUAGAGAACAUGCCUUAUAAUAACAAAAGUGAUAUAUGGUCUAUGGGUUGUGUGCUAUAUGAGCUAACCACACUGAAACAUGCAUUUAAAGCUUCUAAUAUGAAAAAUUUGGUGCUAAAAAUUAUCAGGGGAAGCUACCCUCCUGUUCCUCCACAGUUUAGUUAUGAUUUAAGGGGCUUGAUAGCCCAAUUAUUUAAAAGAAAUCCAAGAGAUCGUCCUACUGUCAAUUCAAUUUUAAGGAAAAAUUUCAUCAUGCAGCGUGUUAGAAGAUUAUUGUCUGCCGAGGACAAGCUGAUGAAAACAGUAUGGGCAGAUAAAAGCCAAAAUGAUGUGGCUGUUUGUUCCAUUACAAUGCUGACUACUUGUCCUAUAACAAUGCUGACUGUUCCAUAA
Molecule: messenger RNA, 922 nt
Organism: Physella acuta
Lineage: Eukaryota; Metazoa; Mollusca; Gastropoda; Physidae
Product: serine/threonine-protein kinase Nek1-like
Biological process (GO): protein phosphorylation
Molecular function (GO): protein kinase activity; ATP binding
Source: RefSeq, a predicted model, not a curated record